Molecule: messenger RNA, 618 nt
Organism: Seminavis robusta
Lineage: Eukaryota; Bacillariophyta; Bacillariophyceae; Naviculales; Naviculaceae
Source: the annotation of a GenBank genome assembly
AUGGCUCGCAUUGUCAGGGAGGCGACUGCUGCGGGUAUCUCCGUGUCCAAGACGGACUGCAAGGAUGCCUUCAUAUUGGUAGAACCCAAACCUCAAAUCAUGCAACAAGUCGACAAUGUCGCCGACGCCCCUCCAGUGCGCGCAGUUGGACAAGCUGUUGCUAGCGUCCCCAGUGGAAACAUAGUCCAUGACGUCGUUGUUGUCGAAGACGACUCGGAUUCAGGUUCCAACUGCAACAGCGACAACAACAAGCCACAAGACGCACCUGCCACUCUAGCCCCAGGGGUGGUCACAUCUUCAACUCCCUUCAGUGAAGAGUCCAACGCAAAAAUCGAAAAGGCGAAAGCUGCCUUGGAGGAUGCAACUGCAAAGGUGUCCAAGGCGGAGGGAAAGCGGUCUCAAGCUGCCUCUUCUCUGGACUCUCUUGUCGCCGCCGCGAAGAACCGUCGCAGAGAAAUCUUGGAUGGAAAAAUCCGGCAAAACCGCGAUCAGCAGGAAAGUCUCCGGCAACAAGAGGAAAGUCUCCAGCAACAGCGGGAAACUCUCCAGCACCAGCGGGAAACUCUCCAGCAAGAUCUGAUCAAGCUUCAGGAAAAGCUUACUGUUAUGGCGGCGUAG